UUCUUGUUCUAGCCGUCUAUUUCUUCUACCGCCUUCUUCUAUAAACCACAGAAAAAGGCGGCGUUUCUAUGUCCAUGGCGACCUUGCCGUGGAACCCUAUCCUCUCUUCCAAACCUCAAACUCUUAACAUUUCUUCCGUACGAUCUCUCUCUUAUCGUCACGCCUUGUCUGUACAUGCUUUUAGGCGCAGUGAUUUUGAAGAAUUCUCCAGUCGCCUAUCUUCCGGCGACCUAUGGAGAGACGCUUGGAGGAGAGCUAACGACGGAUUUGAGUUAUUCGUCUACGAAACCAAGAAAACUGCUGAGCGUAUCGACCGCCGCUAUUCCGUUUCUACACGGCUGUCGGCCGCUGCCGAAUCCGCUUUCUACCGAGCCAAGGAGCUUGACCGUGACUUCGAGCUUACGCAGCGUUGGAGAAAUCUUACUCUCGACUUCAGCCGCAACUGGCCGCGGUACAGGAAGCAACUCAAUGGUUUCUUAGGCACUCCACUGGGAAGAGGCUUUGUUACAAUAUUCUUCCUCUGGUUUGCGUUAUCUGGAUGGAUGUUUCAGUUCUUCAUAUUUGCAAUAUGGGUACUUCCAUUCGCAGCUCCUCUUCUUAUUAGCACUGUUGCCAAGAAUUUUGUGGUUCAGGGAGCAUGUCCAGCUUGUAAGAGACAAUUUGUGGGUUACAAAACCCAGACUGUGCGAUGCACUAGUUGUGGAAAUGUUGUAUGGCAGCCGCAAGGAGGAGGAGGGGGAGACAUUUUUUCGAGAGGUAAAGGAAGAGGAGGCAAUUCCGGAUCCUCGAAAAAAUCAGAUCCCGACAUAAUUGAUGUGGAGUUCGAGGAGAGAUGAUGAUUGAGUAAUAAAGAAAAACGCGAUAGUGUGUGGUGUAUCAUCGAUCAAUCAAAGCAAGAAACAGACUGCUUACCCUAAACCCUAAACGCUAUAGAAUGUAAAGUAAUUUUAUUUUUUGACAUUUAAAAGGGGUUCUUGAUCUGUCAAUACUGCUGAUGUAUGUUCUUUUUUGUAUGCUUAGGCUGAAAUUGGGAUUCAUAUAAUUUCUACUUCAAUAAUUACAAUGGCAAUGUACCAAUA
This is a messenger RNA of Impatiens glandulifera, 1079 nucleotides long. RefSeq lists its product as uncharacterized. Gene Ontology annotation, cellular component: chloroplast. The transcript is spliced from 4 exons. NCBI's taxonomy places the organism in Eukaryota, Viridiplantae, Streptophyta, Magnoliopsida, Ericales, Balsaminaceae. The record is from RefSeq and is a predicted model, not a curated record. The coding region runs from base 69 to 836 and encodes 255 amino acids.